Messenger RNA from Lepisosteus oculatus (spotted gar), 5523 nucleotides. It is a transcript of the gene rbm12bb, whose product is annotated as RNA binding motif protein 12Bb. Lineage: Eukaryota; Metazoa; Chordata; Actinopteri; Semionotiformes; Lepisosteidae. Gene Ontology annotation, cellular component: ribonucleoprotein complex. Gene Ontology annotation, molecular function: RNA binding. The record is from RefSeq and is a predicted model, not a curated record.
AUUGCGUGGGUUCUGGGUUUUUCCGUGUACUUCCAUGAAACCGUCUAAUUAUUGUCUGAGUGCUCAGGACCUUUCGGUUUAUGUUGUUAACCCGCAGUUUUGUUACGUGUCCAUAGGCUAUUUCAAAUAUAAUGUGUUGUAUUUUUUAAUAGUUGCUUAAUUUAACGAAACGGUUCUCAGAUAUUCGUUUCCUUCCCGUUAUACUGUAGUUUUAAAUUUCCUGGCACUUUGUCCAGUGUUGUUUUGUGUUUUUGUUGAUACCGUUAGUGCAUCUGUUUUCUUAAACGGGUGUUAAAAUAAUGUAUUUGAUUGAUUAACCGCUGCUGGAUUAUGAAAUAACGUGCAGCAGUUUUUUUUUCCCAAUUGCUUUAGGUUCAUCGAUGAGAUUAGAUAACGUGAUGAGAGGUGCAUAACAGAGUGAGGCAGCGUGUUUGCUUUUACCACAAAAGCGACCUGUUUUCAGUUAUUUUGUUUGUUGCCUGUGUAUGCCAUUUACUGUUUUGUACUGUAAUACAAUUUGAACGAUAUCCGGUACAUCUUAAAUUAGGCUUUAACGACCGAGUCACUUUGGAAGACGGCAAAUACAAUAAGGGUUUCAUGCAGAAUUUAAAAUACAGUAUAGGGGUUAAUUUAACGGAUGCGUGAAGACAUUUGUGAAACAAUUACUCGUUUUGUGGGCCGCCAGGCGCGGUGUUCUGUUUGCAGAAAUCACAGUCAUUCAUUAACUUGGUUUGGAUUAACCUAGUUGCAUUUUGACGUCCUCGCAGUGAUUUAGGAGGUUGAAGGAGACGUGCCACUUUUUUUUCCAUUGCAGAGACCGGAGGGGGGGGUCGGUCGGUCUUGAUGCUCCACUCAGUGGACACCCAGUCCAGUCGACUCCCACCACACGACCCCUGCUAUUCGGUCCUUCCCUCAGUUACAGUCUCUGAACAUGCGACAGACAACAGCAGCAACGCCUUAAAAUGCCAAUCAGGAGAGGUGCAAAUCCAAAACACCGGCAGCAAUUAAGCACAGUUUGAGAACCUCCCAACAGGUUUUUGUUGCCUAUGUAGUCAUUAAGUUUGCGGGAACCUGGUAUGCUCUUCUUUCUUCUGAUAUUAUGGUUGUCACAACAAAGCAGCACUUUUAACUUCUGUGGGUUCACUGGAAGAAAACCCGUCUGUUUUCCUCUGAAUAAUCUGUCAAAUCAGUAUAAUUGCAAGGGAUAGGGCUGCGUCAUUUAUUUGGAAACUUUCACUUAGCACCUGGUCUGGGGGGUCUGACUGCUCAUAGGGGGGUUUAAAAUGAAAAGUGCAAUGUUGUAUAAGAAAGUAAGGAUUUAUUCUAUGCAUGUUGUAGUCUGAUUUUUGCUGUAAUUUAGUGUGUGGAUGGGAUUUCCACUUGCUGUUUAGAAAGUACGUAAUCUUUUCUGCCACACAAUUUCCUUGUUUUUCCAGGCAUGGGUUUUUUUUUAAUUGGUAAAAGAUGAAAUGCAUGUUUUAGAGUAAAUUAAAAUGAAUCUUUAUUCUAAAAUAGAAUUGCAGUUAAAAGCUUUUUAAUUAAAAAUUAUAUUUAAAAAUAAUAUAUUUUUUAACAGCUCACUUCUCUAUCUAAUGACUAGGGAAGAUGUAUACAGUAUGGUAGAAACAGUUUCAUUUUUUGUUCUGAAGUUUGCUGUUGCUGUUGCUUGGUUUUUAUCUGGAAAGCAAAUUGGUUAAUUUCCUUGAGUCGAUCCAUCAGAGACUUUGAUAUUUCUUAGUUCACCUUGAUGUGAACAACAACUGCACCUUGAAUUCUGCAGGAAAUGAAUUCAUCCUACCCACAGGUCCUGUUGUUUGUGCUCAGCAUGGCGGUGGUCAUCCGCUUACAGGGGCUUAGAAUCGAUGCUGGUUCUGAGGAUAUACGCAGUUUCUUCACUGGACUGAAAAUCCCUGAUGGUGGGGUACACAUUAUUGGUGGAGAGCUCGAAGAGGCUUUCAUUAUAUUUGUCUCAGAUGAAGAUGCAAGGCGUGCUAUGAUUCGCUCUGGAGGAUGUAUUAAAGGGUCUCCGGUACAUCUACAGCUCAGCAGCAAGACGGAGAUGCAAAAUGUCCUUGAAGCCAGCACAAGAACGAAAGAAGCAAGUAAAAGUAGGAUUUACAAUGAGAGACUGGGAUUGCGCAGGACCGACUCGAGGGCGGGCUCUUCAGCCUUUACAGAGAGUUUUUCAGAGGUCCAAAGUAAGGAUCCUUUACAUCUUGGUAGUCCUUCAGAUCCAAUUGUUUCUGUCAAGAGAAAAAUCCGCUACCCAAGGAAGAUUCUGCCAUGCAAUAGUGAUGGCUACUAUUUGCAUUUGCAUGGGAUGCCAUUUUCUGUCACGGAGAAGGACGUGCGAAUGUUUUUUCAAGGGCUAGAAGUGGAGGGUAUCCUUCUGUUCCAAAACAAACAUGGGCAAAAAAAUGGCCGAGGGAUUGUGAAGUUCGCUACUUUGCGUGAUGCAAGCGAGGGCCUUAAGCGGGACCGUGAGUACAUUGGAUCGAGAUUUGUGGAAGUGAACUGCUGCACAGAGAAGGAGUGGAUUAACGCAGGGGGUCGUGAAGGACCGAAUGUUGGUGAUGCUGUUGUGUAUGAUAGAGAGUCAUCUCCAGCUUCUGUGGAAAGGUAUUCUAGAGGUAGAACAAGGUCAAGGUCACCAGUAAUGUACAGGUCUAGGUCAUCUUCACCUUCUAAUGAAGAGUAUUGUGUUUUGGUGGAAAACCUGUCAUACACUGUUGAAAAGAGGGAUAUACAGAGAUUCUUUCACCCUGUGGUCUUGAGUGAUGACCAGAUUUUGCAUUUGUAUGACCGGAAUGGGAAAAAAACAAGGGCAGCGUUUGUGUUGUUUAAGAGUCUGAAAGAUUACUGUGCAGGUUUGGGACGCCACAAAGAUGUCAUGGUCCACCGUAUGACGUAUGUGUCCCCGAUCUCCAAGGAGAAAAUGGUAAAAAUGUUGGAAACGUUAGAAGAGAAGCUUGAGGAACCCCGUGAAAGUUCCAGUCGAUCACUUGAAAAACCUCAGUCUACUCAAAGAAGCAGGCAUCCAUCUGAAAGGACUUGUAUUUAUGUGCGAAACUUACCUUUUGAUGUGCGUAAGGUGGAGGUCAUGGAUUUUUUCCAAGGAUUUGCGAUAUCCGAGGAUUGCAUUCAUUUGCUGCAUGAUGAGAAAGGCAAUGGGCUUGGGGAGGCCUUGGUGAGGUUUCAGUCUGAGGAGGAGGCUUCAAAGGCGGAGUACUUGAACGGCCAAAGAUUUCUGGGAUGCAAGGUGAUGCUCAAGUGCAUAUCAAGAGCACAGGUGCUGGAAUUUGGUGUCUUUGAUUUUGGAGGAACUCGGAGUGGACGAAGACCGAACAGUCCUCUGGGGUGCACGGGCCUUAAUGAGAGGAGUCGCAAAUCUAACUUGGACUUUUUGGAUUUUAACGUUCGUGAAAAUGAUAUGAAAGCACCUUUUGAUGAAAAAUUGAACAUUUCUAUGGGAAGCAACCGUGCUUUGGAUCCAGCCGUGAACAACAUAAAUUCUGGUUUUGAGAGAGAAGAUCGACCCAGACAUGAUGGAUUUGGUAACCCUGGAACCUAUGAUGGCCCUACGUGUGUUAAACUGGUCAAUUUACCGUUGAAAAUAACCAUCAAUGAAAUCUAUGACUUCUGUUAUGGGUACCAGGUGAUUCCAGGUUCAGUGUCAUUGCAGUACAACAGGAGAGGACUUCCCAAAGGCUCUGCGACUGUUGUUUUUGAAUCUUGGCGAGAAGCACAAACUGCGGUUCAAGAAUUAAAUGGGAGACCAAUUGGAACUCGGAAAAUCCAGUUAACUUUUGUUUAAAGACGUUGGUAUUUACAAACUAUUUGGGGAGGUUUCAAUACUUUGGUUGGACUAUGGACAGAUGGAAAAAAAUAUUCUCAUUUCUUUGCAUCUGAAAUUGCCAACAUUUUCGGCAUAAAUUGCUCUUAAUAACUACUUCAGAAACCUCAAAACUAUAAAAUAAUGAAUGUAAGGGACAUCUUUUAAUGCUUGUUGCUAAUUGCUCAAGCCAAGGAUUUUAACAUUUGCAAGUUAAUUUACAGUUGUUUUUACCCUAAUUGGUUAUGGGCAUUUGGUAGCUUCCAGUGCCAAUUAAUGUUUUUUUGCAUUUCAUUAUUGAAAGUGAACAUUUUAAAAUUGCUUGUUGCCUGAUACUUGUUUCUUUCCCUGGAUCAAGAGAACUAUUGUAUUUUUCAUGUUGCUGUGGCAUUUCAGUAAUUAUACGGUUCUUUAAUGCUGUACAUAAGGAUAAUUUGAGUGUGAUGGAAAAAAAAGUCUUUUGCUUCCAGUUCCAACAUAUUAUCUAAAUGGGUGCUUUAGGAUUAAUAUUUUUUUUCCAAUUGACAUUGGAAAAGGUGACUUGCAAUCUGAUGUGGUUAAAAAUCUAGCUCAAAUUCACUAUAUCAUUUCUUACUUUUUUUCUUGCUUGAGCUUUAAAAUAUUUUUUUAAAAUGGUUUGUCUAAUGCAAACCAUAACGUUAAUCCUGCCAAGCUUUGUUCCUUUGGAAAGAUAUAAUAGACACUUAGUAGAAACAUGGUAAAGUUUCAGAAUCAAUUCAUGUCACACUUAACAAAAUUGCAAUGACCGUAUUCAGAAAUGAAAUAUUCAGGAGGAUGUUCACUGGAAACAAAUGACUGAAAAGCCAACAUUUUAUUAUAGAAAUAUAUUAUAAUGUAACUACAGGAUACUCGCUGUAGCAUUUAGAAAUUAUUCAAAGAUAAAAAUUGAUUGUAUCUGAGCCAUUUUAUACUGUCAUCAUAGUAAGAUUGGUAAAGCAGAAAGUUUUGUUAAUUGGGGUAGUGUUUGAACUUUUUAGAAACAUGCUUCCGUGAAAUGGGAAAAAAAAUUCUCCGUUAAUGUGUGUAUUUUAAUGAGAAAAAAUAACAUUUUUGUCUUUUACAUUCUGCUUUCGAAGGUACUAUUUAAUGUAAAAAAUUGUUUGGCAAGACAUGAGCAGAUUCACAGUGAGAUCCACAUGAACAUGAUGGGAAUGUGCAGCUCCAUGCAGGUUUUACCCCAGGAAUUGAAGCUAGGGCCCCAAGCCCUGCAAGACAGCAGUACUAGCCACUGCGACACCAUGCUGCUCUGUGAGAAGACAGCGUUAAGCUAGUUUUUAUUUCUAAUAAAUUUUACUUGUAGAUCUAUGUACUGGAGCACCUAAAAAUCAGGUGUCCCUGACAGUUCAGGCUACAGAAUCUUACAGCCCUUUGUACAGCAUUGGAAAUCGGGGACCAGUUGGAUAAAUGGAACGAAAGUCCACAUCCUAAAAAUUGGGUUUGAUCUUUAACUCAGACCUUACUACUUCUGAUCUUCUUAAAAGAAUUAUACUGUUUGCACCAACCAGCAGUUUAGGCAGAUUUAACUAUAACUGAUAUUUAUUCUACUUUUAAAACAGGCGUAAGUACCAAAUUGACAUGAACGGGAUUUGUGUUUCAAAUGUAAGAUCCUUGUUUUGCAACAAUUCUGUAACAAAAAAUAAACAUUUGUAGGAUUAUUGGAAAAGUUUUAA